UUAAAUACAAAAAGAAUGUCUUUAGAAAGAACAUUAGGCGAUGGAAUGGAUAACGCUUUAAUAGCUUUAACAGAUUCAGCCAACGAAAACAUUCCAUUCCAAUUAAAAUUAAGGUCAUCCAAAGCAAUAUUAAAAGCAAUGAAACCUGUUAAACCCCAAGGAAAAGUAACUAUAGUCAUCCCAAAGUAUGUGCCAAAAGAAAUUAAGAAGCCGAAAUACUUAACGGUCCGAAAAAGAAAAGAACCAAAAUUCAUUCCUUACGAACCUUUCAAAGGAGCUGUUGGACCAAUAAUUCCGGUUAAAAAACAAUUAAAAGUUAUUAAAGAUAAAAAUAACAUUGACAUUCACGAAUUGGUUACUCAAAUGACCGAAAUGCGAACUUUAGAAAUGGAUAAAAUUAAACUGGAAGCGAUUGAAAAUAAGGAUGAGAUUAUUACAAGGAAACAAUGGGAACAAGAAAAAGAAGGGUAUGAUAAAGAUAUAAAAAAUUUAAGGGAGACUAAUUCUCAUUUAGAGAAUCAAUUAAAAUUUCAAGCUCAAGUUAACAGCGAAUUAAAAACUUUAUUAGUAGCUGCUGUUGGUGAAGAUUUAGAAUCCAGAGUUCAACAUUUAACAGAAGAUAAAUUACAAUUAGCCCGGAUGCUUUUAAACUCAGCAAACCGAUUAACUUCACACCAAGAACAAACGGAAUGGUUAUCAGGGCAAUGUGAAGUAUGGAGAAGCAAAUUUUUAGCUUCAAGUUUAAUGGUUGAAGAACUAGCUCGAUGGAAAUCGGUUUUAACCCAAAGAAUACAACAUUUAGAAGAAAAUUUAAAAGUUUUAAUCGAAGAAAGAAGUAAAACAAGAAAAUUUCUAUUAAAAACCUUGAUUAAUUUAAAAGAAAUUAACGAUAAUCAUUUUAAAUUAGACGGACCAAAACUAAAAACUACCAACAUUAUUGAUUUAUCAAUUGUUAAUUAUCGAUUUAGUGAGAAUAUCGGACAAUUUGUUAUGGGCGGCGAUUUUAAUUUGAAAAGGAAAGAAUUUUUAAGCGAUUUACCUUCUAAUACAAUGGGGGAAUUAAAAUCUAUUCAAUUAUUAAAAAAUCCUGUGAGUUUAAAUUCAAAACCGGAUGCAAUAUGUAAUGCUGUUAUGGGGGCUGCCUUUUCAAUGGGAUCUGGGCAGAAAUAUCUAAAUAAUCAGGUGAAGUGUUGUGCUCAUUGUAAAGGAGAUGUACAGGAUAUUUGACAAGAUGUUUUUUGAUAUGAUUGGUGCUAUUUUUGUAUUUAUCUUGUUGAUUAAAAGAAAUAAAUUAAUUUUUUGUAUA
This is a messenger RNA of Onthophagus taurus, 1306 nucleotides long. RefSeq names its product golgin-45. The record is from RefSeq and is a predicted model, not a curated record. Gene Ontology annotation, biological process: Golgi organization; Golgi to plasma membrane protein transport. Gene Ontology annotation, cellular component: Golgi membrane. Lineage: Eukaryota; Metazoa; Arthropoda; Insecta; Coleoptera; Scarabaeidae.